Messenger RNA from Chrysemys picta bellii (western painted turtle), 4325 nucleotides. The record is from RefSeq and is a predicted model, not a curated record. NCBI's taxonomy places the organism in Eukaryota, Metazoa, Chordata, Testudines, Emydidae.
AAAAAGUGUGUGUGUGUGUUUUGGGGAGGGAGGAAGAAACCUUUUUUCUUUUUCUUUUUUUCUUUUCUUUUUUUGAGGUUUGAAGCAUGAGCUUUUUCUACAUAAACCUCUGCUCAUUUACAGUUUAUAAUCAACAAGAAAGUCACUAAAAUUGUGACAAACCCCCAAAAUCAAGGAGAUUUACAUUUAAAGAACAGAUCUGAUAAAUAUGCUCAGUAUACUGCAGAAUAAUAUUAUAGUAAUCCUCUCAAUCUUCCAUAAAUACAUCUGUCUGCUAGUUCCUAGGUCUACUGCCAUGUAUCAGAUACAGAGACCCAGAUUCCUCAGGAUGCCCCUUUUCAGGACUCACUAUCUGUGUAUUGUGAAUGAGCUGCCUGCAAAAUUUUGGUAAAAAUAAUUAAAAAUAGGCUUGCAUUCCGGGGAAGUAAAGAGCUUUUUCAUAAAAAUCCUUUCUUUUAACCUUUUCUCAGUUCUAAAACCAUGAGCAUGGUGUUGAAACACACGUUAUUUAAAAAUAAUUCUGAAACAGUUUGUUCUAGUGCUGAGACAGCAAAUGCUAAGUUUCACCCCAAUUAUAAAUCCUUUAAAUUUGGUUACGUAAUUGAAAAAGAGAUUUGUAAUAGAAUCACCAAAACAUUUUUCAAUACUGAUAAAUUUGCUCCUUUUGUCCCACAAUCAAGAGACCUUACCAUUUUAAAAAAAAAUCAGUUUGUACGGUUUGGAUUAAAUAAAUCUCCAGCCAAUAAGCUAAAUAGAUAGGAUGAAUUGACUUGACUUUUGGCUGAACUUUCCUUCAUCCAUACACACACACAUCACACUUUAUCCAAACACAACUAAUUAUAGAGCAUUCUGCUGAUCUCAUUUUUUCAAGGCAAUUCGAUAUUUAAACAAUUAAACAAGUUCAGAGGAAGAAGUAUUUAAAUAAUUAACACCACAGCCAAUAGUGCUCUAUCACAGUUGAGAACGUUGUAAAUAGAAUAUUUUGGAAGAUGGUUGUGCACGUGAUGGAAAACUUGGCCAACGAUAAAAACAGAUCUGAACUUAAAUUGACAUACCAUUCAAGAGAAUGCAUUAUUUAAAUGUGUGCACUGUAUUUUGUCAGAGCAAUUGAACUUUAUCACCAGCGAAUUCAGUGGUUGUUGGAGGACAGCAGAAAGGUGUUCGGCCUUAUAAAAGGGAACAAAGUUGGACUCCUGGUUGAUGUAUCGGAUAUAAGUUGUGAACCUCGACUAUUUGAGUUCCAGAAAGACCUUUUGUGUCUAAUAGAUGAACAGCUGUGUUAUAAGAAGCAGUUAUAUUUCCUCUCCUUUGGUACUGAGAUUUCAUCUCUAUGGGAGAAUCCAACUAACGUCAAUGUGCGCAUCCUAGAUGAAGCAAGACAGUGGGUGCAGGAGCUGCAACCCAGUGGAGGCUGCAAUUUGCUGAAAGCUUUAAAGAAGGUCCUUACAAUGAGGGAACUGAAUUCAUUGGUUCUUAUUGUAGGAAGCUGCCCCGAUCAAUCUUCGGAAAUAUUAUCUGACUAUAUUCAGCAGUGUACCGUGGGGAGAAAGCUGCUGAUACACACCAUUACGUAUGAGUGUAGCAAUCAUGUUCCUCCUGCUGUUUUAAAGAACCUUGCGGAAGUUGUUGGAGGCCGUUAUCACUGUUAUUCUUCAAAGAGUGAGAAUUACGAUAGUAGCGAUGUUUAUCUACUGCUUUGUGAAUCCCAAAAAGCUAAGAAUAUUCUCAGCAGCAUCAAAGAAACUUUCCAGGGAAGGAUUGGUGAUUCAGUUAUUGGUAGAGUACAAGAUAUUUCCAAAGAAUUUACCAAGUUGAUGCCUGCUAGUUUCCUACCCAAGCCUCCGAAGCAUGAAGAACCUCUUGUUAUACAAAUGCCAAGCUUCCUGGCCAAAACCUCAGCAGCCUGGUUAAAGACAAAUGGAUUGAAAGCCAAGAAGUUAAGCCUUUAUCAAGUUUUGGCUCCUAAUGCUUUUUCACCUGUGGAAGAAUUUGUGCCUAUUCUUCAGAAAACAGUGUCAUCAACUCUGCAUGAGAAAGCAAUGAUGCAGUUUGAAUGGCAUGAUGGGACUGUGAAAAAUGUUCACGUGGACCCACCAAUAUUAUAUGACUAUCAGAAACAGCUUGAUAGAAUGGUGAGAACGUAUGAGAGGCGAAUAGACUGGCUUUCUAUCGCUAGUAGAAGAAUAUGGGGAACUGUUUGUGAACGGAGGGUUGUUAUACUUGUUGAUAUCUCAGUAACAAAUUCCUUGUACAUCAUUCAUAUCCAACAUUCCCUGCGACUUUUACUUGAAGAACAAAUGUCAAACAAGGAUUUCUUCAAUAUUAUAGCAUUUGGAAGUGACAUCAAGUCUUGGAAACCAGAAAUGGUUCCUUCAAAUCCAGAAAAUUUACAAAGUGCCUGGAGAUGGGUGUUGAGCCUGCAGUGCAAAGGCAGUAGAAAUUUCAUGAGUGCUCUAAGAAGAGCAGUGGAAGUAGACCUCAAAGAUAAAGACAAACAUGUAUCUCAAGGACUUUAUCUGCUUACCACUGGAGUUCCUGACCAGGAGAUGCAUGCAGUUAGUACUUACGUGGCCGAUGUCUGUGGAGGUUGUGAUUUGCAGCUUCAUGUCUGUCUGUUCAGUGUAAAUGGUUUUGACCCCAAUGGCAUUAUUCCAUCUCGUUAUGCCAGUCCAAAUGAAACCGCCAGCACGUUUAGAGAAAUAGCACAUGCUGCCAAUGGAAGGUUUCAUUGGUUUGGAGAAACAGGCAUUUAUGAAAGUGAUGAUAUCAGUAUUAUUGUGUCUGAAAUGGAAAAAGCAGUCAACUACUCCCAAAAGUGUGCCUUGCUGGUGGAAUCCUUAAAGCAACGUUCAGGAACUCAGUUGGUUAAUCAGUUUAUCCCAGAAGAAGAUUUAAAGAUGCUCUUAAAAAAGGAGAGAACUAGAGCACAGAAAUUGCUGCCUCCUAAACCUACAGCUCUCACUCUGGCUAGAAUGAAUAUCAAAGACAAUCAUGAGGGGGAAAAAAAUGCUGCCUUAAAAGCUCUGACAUGGCGUCCAACUAGUGCCAAAGCAGAAAUCCCACCACCUCAGCCGAUAAAAGAAUGGACUCAGACUUCUGUGAAGAAGAAACAUAAAUCAAGAAAACAGUCACAGAUCUCCCUCUCAGUAUUUUAUAUUGACAAAGGAAAAAAUGUGGGUGCAGUUUACAGAAAGUAUCCAAAGAAAAAAAGCAUGAGGAGGUCUGUUCCUGUUGCUACACUGCCAAAGGAAGAGGAAAUAUGUUCAAGCAAAGAGUGGUUGAACAAGUACAGUAUAAAAAAGUUGAAGUUAGACUUGCCCAGAAUUAUGUUUGGUCCCAACUGUGUUCACCAAAAGAAAAUGGUGGAGUCUUUGCACAAGAAAGUGUCAGCAAAAUACUGUACCAUCUUCCCCAGUGUGGAAAUCAAUGGUAUUGUGAAACACCUACAAUUUCAGCCUAAGGAACUAGAAGACUAUGUUGAACAAAUGGAGAGGGUGUUACGUUGCUAUAUACGAAGAAUACAGUGGCUUCUCUCAGGAAGCCGGCGAUUAUUUGGCACCAUUUUGGAGACAAAAGUAUGCAUCUUGAUUGAUACAUCUGGUUCCAUGGACCCUUAUUUGCAACAGGUCACAAAAGAGCUUACCUCCCUCAUCUGGGAGCAGCUAAGAAAGAAUAAUGCUAGGUUUAACCUGCUGAAAUUUGCAGAAGAUAUAGACACUUGGCAGGAGUUUCUUGUAGAGGCUACAGAUGAAACAUGUCAUGAUGCUGUACAAUGGGUGUCAAAAUUCCAAGCUCAUGGCAAUACAUGUGUCCUUAAGGCUUUGCAGAAAGCUUUCUGUUUUCAAGAUCUAGAGGCACUGUAUGUUCUGACCGAUGGAAAGCCAGAUACCAGCUGCAGUCUCAUUCUAAAAGAAGUUGAAAAGAUUAGAAAGAAACAAACUAUUAAAAUCCACACCAUUUCUUUUAACUGUUCAGACAGAAGAGCUAAUGAAUUUCUGAAGAAGCUGGCCUCUCAAACAGGAGGACGCUACCAUCGCUGUAUUGGAGAUAUGGAUGGACAGUUAGCAGCACACAGAAUGUUGACAGAAGGGUUUGAUGAUGAUGAUGAUCCAGUUUUUCCUUUCUUCGAAGGAGAUGAUUUAAAGAAACUUGCUCAAGAAGUAGCAAAAGCCAGAAGCUUUUUAAUGCAGGCAAAAUCUUUUAGGUUGCUAUUAGAAAAAUGGAAUUUGGACCAAAAGGACAAUUCUUUUUUUAAAAAAAAUCCUCAGUUAUUGUAACAGACUCCAGAUAUGAUCCUUGAUGGGUAAAAGAGACGGACUAUCAUC